This is a messenger RNA of Fulvia fulva, 234 nucleotides long. RefSeq lists its product as uncharacterized. NCBI's taxonomy places the organism in Eukaryota, Fungi, Ascomycota, Dothideomycetes, Mycosphaerellales, Mycosphaerellaceae. Bases 1 to 234 code for a protein of 77 amino acids. The transcript has a single exon. The record is from RefSeq and is a predicted model, not a curated record.
AUGGACGAGACCACACACACGACAUCUUUCGCUCAGACGAACACCACCCUCGCCUUCACUGCAGACACGCCCAGCAGUAGCACGAACGAGGGCUUCCGAAGGCUUCCAGCAUGGUCUUUUCGGCCAGCCUCGCCGACCAACAAUGCCGAUCCUUCACCACUCGUGGCCGCACCAGCAGCCGGUCAGGCAGCACUCGAGCAGGCGACCAGGAACUUGGAGCACUUGGAGCACUAG